GAAAGCAUCUUCUUCACAAAACCGUUGUUGUUUAUUUGAAAAAACAAAAGGCUGCGGCAUUGUUGUGGCCGAAAAGCAUAUUCUACACAUUGUUUUUUGGAAGGCAAUUAUUUGGGAGGUGGCGAAGCUAGUGCUGGUUGCCGGAGUUCUGCAGUCAAUUUCUUCAAAUAGAGCUGAUUACAGUGCUCAGUAACAACAGGUGGCAGCUGAUAGGCAAGGCGAAGCUCUUGCUGUUGGCUGCAGCUUCUACAGUCAGUCUCUCUGCUGUUAAAGUCCAUAAAAGAUUGCUCGUCAAGAACAGGUUAUUCAGGAGUUUGGAACGAGGUUAUUAAUCAUUUCGUGGGAUAACUUAUGGAAUUCCGUCAGUUGAUUUCAAAGCUCAUCGAAUUGGAGAAAAGUAAGAGGUUCUUCUAUAUGGAUACUGAGAGGUUCUUCGAUAUGGAUAUUAAGGAUUUGUGUGAGAGAUUUUUAAACCCACACCUAUUGGAAUUGCCAUUGCCAGAUGUUGGAGACAACCAAAUUUAUUUCAUCGUCAAUGGCCUCAUGAAUUGCCUUAAGUUGAGAGCAGGACUUGAUCAAGAUAUGAUUGACCUAACCAAAGACCUUCUACAGAAGCUGAAGUUGUCAAAAAAUAUACUUGACAUUGCUACAAUGCAAGGUGUUGACCCAAUGCAACUGAUAUAUCUCUUGGCUCACUAUACAUUCAUGGUCAUAAAUGCUAAAUGGCUGAGAAACGUAUAUUUGUCUUAUUUUUAUCAAAGGGUGCCCCAUGACAUCCAAUUUCAAAUUUCUCAACUGCAUCGCAAGAUUGAGCUUGUUGAUCCCCAAUUUCAUGCAACUUCUGUACACGUCAUGAAAGCUUCAAAAGAACUAUCAAGGUCACCACUCACUUUUGUUCCAGAGAAGAACAAGUAUAUAGUGGCAGAAUUUGUUGACUCUCUCCUUGGUGCUCUUAGGCAGAUACUAGAUUUUCACAUCACUUUUAUGGUCCCUGUGCAGGAUCAUAUUCUGAAUCUCCAUGAGGGAGUAAAGUCAAUCAGUAUCCUUCUCCAUGUGAAGCAAGAGAAUUUCAAUGCUCUACCUGACAAAAUGAAGGAUCAUAUUGGAGUUGUGAUCAUUGAUUUAGGAAUUGUAAUUUGCUCCAUUUCAGUGAAUGAAAUAAAACAUGGCUUGGCAAAGGGAACAGAUCUUGCAAUUUCUCGUUUGGUGAAAGAUCUCCAAUUUGUGAUGCAAGAAGUUGCACAAACGCAUCCUCCAUCAUCAUCAUCACUCAGAUUCCCUAGGACUAACGAGCUGGGCUCUAUUGAUUUCUUCUUAGAGAAUCUCCAGGAAAUAGCAACUUCUGAGGCCGGUUCGAUUGCUUCCCCAAAGGAUCAAAUCCAAAUAAUCCAAGAAGAUCUUUUAUUUUUAAGAUCUUUCCUACAGAAAAUUGCAAAGCAGCGCAACCAGAACGUGAAAUUUCAAGCUCUUUGGGAUGGUGCUAUGGAGGUGGCCUACAAGGCAGAGUUUGUCAUCGACUCUGUUGCGCUUGGGGAUAGACUUGAAUGUUUGGAUACUGUUGCUGGAGAUAUCAAGCAUAUGAAGACUGAGGCCCUUAAAGUCUCUGACAGCAUCAGGAAUGAUGAUGAAGCUCAGAGAGUUGCCAACAACUCUAUUCACUUCAAAUCACAACUCAGUACCCUAGCACUGAAUGAAGUUCUGGUGGGUCUUGAUGAAGAGGUAAAGACAAUUGCAGAUAGGCUUACCAGGGGUUCAAACCAACUAGAUAUUGUUUCAAUUGUGGGUAUGGCUGGACUUGGUAAGACAACAUUAGCCAACACAAUUUACCAUCACCCUUCAAUUUUAGGCCACUUCCAUUUCCGUGCUUGGUGUACUAUUUCCCAAGUAUACAGCAAGCAGAAUUUGUUAGUUCAAAUUUUGUCCAGUAUUGGUAGUGGAAGUCAUGAUCAAUAUAUUAAGAUGCAUGAAGAUGAUUUGGUUGUGACGCUCUUCCAGCUUUUGAAGAGAAAUAGGUAUCUUAUCAUUUUGGAUGACGUGUGGGACAUUGGGGCAUGGAAUUUGUUGGAAAGAUCGUUGCCAAACGAUGCAAAUGGAAGCAGGAUUCUGUUCACCAGCAGGAUUGAGAAUUUGUCUUUGCAAUUUAAAUCUGAUAGCCAGCCUCACCAUCUCUGCCAUCUUAGUGAUAAAGAGUGUCUUGAAUUGCUUCUGAGGAAGAUAUUUGGCAAAGAAGAUUGUCCUCCAACGCUAAUCAAAGUUUUAAUGCAAGUAGCAAAUAAGUGCAAGGGGCUACCUCACACAGUUGUCAUUUUUGCUGGAAUUCUUUCAAGAAUUGAGCCAGACUGCUGGCAAGAAUUUGCAGACAGCCUCAAUUCCAACACUUCUAAUAGCACUGAACCAUUGGAGCUGAGUUACAUUCAUUUACCUGAAUAUUUGAAGCCAUGCCUUCUUUACAUAGGUGCAUUUCGAGAAGACCAAGAUAUUCCUGUCCGAAAGUUGUCAUGGCUUUGGAUCUCUGAAGGAUUUGUCCAAAAGAUAGAAGGGAAGAGUCUAGAUGAUGUGGCAGAAGACUACUUGAAAGAUUUGAUUGGUAGAAGUUUGGUAAUGGUAACUGAACAAAGAACUCUUGCUGGUGCCAAAAUUUGCCGACUUCAUGAUUUAGUACAUGAGUUUGUUGUGGCAAAGGCCAAAAAAGAAAGUUUUCUACAGAUUUCAUAUGGGAGUAAUGACCUUCUACAGAUUUCAAAUUGGGGUGAUGACCUUUCUACUUCUACUGGACCCAGCCCCCACCGACUGUGUAUGUAUUCGAUGAGCGGAAAGGAGCUUGCUAUGUCAAGGCCAUUUUUUCCUGGACUACGUUGUUUGCUCUACUUUGGUUAUGCUUGUAUGGGUUCAGAAAAGCUGCAUGAUGGCCCCAUUUGGUUUCUAAAAUCAAAACUUCUUAGAGUUUUAGAUUUUAGGGACAUGCUUAUUUCUGGCAAUUUUCCAAGCGAAUUAUUAUUGCUUGUGCACCUAAGAUACUUGGCAAUUAGCUUGUGGUAUUCAGCAUCCAUUCCAUCUGCCAUAGACAACCUCUCAAGGUUACAUACAUUUCUGGUAGGAGGCAAUGCUGUUGCUCGGUUGCCUAAUACUAUCUGGAACAUUAAGACACUGAGACAUCUAAGGAGAACAGAGUCUCCGCAGUCGAGUGGUUCAACACUUGGACAUCAAAGGAAUAAAACAUUCCCGCCGAGUGGUUUUACGUUACCCACUCGCGACAUUGAAAACUCCCCAAAUCUAGAUCAUUUAGACUCUUUUAGCCUUGCAAUUAACUGCUUUGGUGAACAAUUGCAGAAGAUACUGAAAAAGUUACCAAGCAUUCGUAGGCUAAAAUGCGUGCAUGCAGAUGCUGGAAAUCAGACUGGGAUUGUCAAGCUAGACAGUUUGAGUCGACUAGAAUCACUUCAGCUGCAUCGCUUUUAUGGCUGCAAGUUUGAAGUCCCAAUGAAUUUGAAAAAGCUCACUCUCUCACGCAAUAAAUGGCCGUGGAGUGAAAUUUCAACAAUUGGAAAAUUGCCCAAUCUUGAAGUGCUUAAAUUAGAAAAGAAGUCCUUCAUGGGGGAAAAAUGGGAAAUGCAAGAAGGGGAAUUCUCUAAGCUCCGAUUCUUGGAAUUGUCAAGAUUGAAUCUUUGCAACUGGACUGCCUAUAAUUCUGAUAAUUUUUCUCAUCUUGAGAAAUUGGUUUUGUAUAGCUGUCUACGGCUGGAAGAGGUCCCUCUUUGUUUAGGGGAAAGUUCUACCAUUGAAAUGAUUGAGGUGGAAUUUUGUCGCAAGUCUCUCGUAAGUUAUGUAGAACAAAUUCAGCAAGAACAGAUGGAGAUGGGAAACCAGGAUUUGAAGGUCGUUAUCACACACGCCAUUUGAUAGGCGGCACAAUUCUAUUUAUGCUGCAAAAUUGACAACCCUUUUAGGCUUUUGUGGCAUUAGUGCGGCAGAAAAGGAAAAAGCCGUUAUUAAGAACACUCUAAAUGACGGGGCUGUAAAUUAGUUUAUAUUUCCUGGGGCUAAAUACAUUUUCCUGAGUAGAAAUUACUUGUCUUUCGGGAAUCUAUUUCCCGAGCAAAUAUUCCAUUUUCUCUCUCCCUUCUUCCCUUCUUUCACUGCCUCUUCCAUUUUCUCUCUUUACAGCCAGAAGAGCUCAAUCUGUAUCCCUCUACUCAAUUGUGUUUCUCCUCCAUUAUCUCUAGUAGUUCUCUGUUUCAUGAAAAGAAAGAAGGCUAGAUUUAAUCCCUAUUUGUGUUUUAAUCUCAAUUUUCUUCAUCAUUCAUAAAUUCCGAUCAAUAGCAGCAUCAUUUUUGAGGAUUUUAGUGUCAAUCUCUCUUCAUUUCCAAGUCUUUGUGCAUAAAUUGAAGGAUCCAAACAUCACAGAGCUGGUUUCACUUCUCCAACUCUGAAUUCCUAAUUAUCGCUGAGGAAUCUCUCUUAGGUGUUGCCAUUUAAAUGCGAGAUUCUUGCAAUUUUGGGGGGUUAUGGAUUGGCGGCAAUUGGAAAGUUUUUGGAAAUUUGAACUGUUGAAAAGGAAAUCCAUGUAGGUGCUUUCCUGGGGCAAUUGAGAAUUUAUAUAGCAAGUAUGGCAGGAAUUUCUAUGGAAUAUGAGAACUCCUUAUAUCUUCUGUUGACGGCAGUAAGUAGAGGAGUAGAUCCUCAUAUAUGGUCUGAUUUUUGCUGAGCAGAUUUACUGGAGUUGAAGGUCCAAUUCCUUCCUAGCUAGCUGAAGAUCUACUUAGCAUUUUUUUUUCUUGCAAAAUGGUAGCAGAAGGAAGCAGGGUACAAAGAGCAAGUUUACAAGGAAAGGAUUGUGAGGGCAUGCAAACAAUUCAUUUGAGGUUCAGAAUUCUCGUGAUUGCAGUGACAACCAUGGUCAUGGCAUUGUCUGUCACACUAAUAUGCUCUCCAUGCUUUUCUUUUCCUCUUUAUCGAGUUGAUCUGGAAUAAUCUUAAGGGAAUAAUCUAUAUAUCAUCCGAAUUUCUGAAAUCUUCUGUUGCACUUAUCAGUUCCUUCUAUGUAUUGUAGUCAGAGUAAUAUAGAAAAUUGUAGAUGGCUUCUACUUGUCCCAUAGACACUAAAUGGCUCAUGGAAGGUAGUGAGGAAAAGGAAAGACUUUCCCUUGGAAUUUGUUUCUCACGUCUGGUUGCAGAGGUAAAGCAGCAGGGAAAAGGAAUCAAAGAAUUUGGUGAGGAGUUUGGAAGUAUAAUUUGCCUACAAUCCCUUUGCUCACUAAAAUGUGCGGAAACGAAGGAAUUGGUCAUCUGUUGCAGGUCGAAGCGCCCAUUUUAUUUCGAAUUAUAUAGGACUUCCACUGAGAUUUGGCAGUUUGGGAUUUGUGUCUGUGCAAGAAGCAACUGAAGGAGGCAUUCUGGAUCUUUUCUUUGGUCUGAAAUGUGAAGUAUUCGACAUGACUAGGAAGCAUAAAACAACUCUAAUGUUUCGAACUCAGCACAGUUCAUGGGCUGUGCUCUAGAGAGGCUUCAUUACUAUUCGUAAUUGUUCUUUUUUGGUUCAAAGUAUGUUGAUUUAGUCAGAAUCUUUCCUG
Messenger RNA from Coffea arabica (coffee), 5570 nucleotides. Its product is annotated as putative late blight resistance protein homolog R1A-3. Lineage: Eukaryota; Viridiplantae; Streptophyta; Magnoliopsida; Gentianales; Rubiaceae. The record is from RefSeq and is a predicted model, not a curated record. Gene Ontology annotation, molecular function: ADP binding. Gene Ontology annotation, biological process: defense response to other organism.